This is a messenger RNA of Diprion similis, 2298 nucleotides long. Its product is annotated as trophoblast glycoprotein. The coding region runs from base 610 to 1797 and encodes 395 amino acids. Gene Ontology annotation, cellular component: membrane. The record is from RefSeq and is a predicted model, not a curated record. The transcript has 5 exons. Lineage: Eukaryota; Metazoa; Arthropoda; Insecta; Hymenoptera; Diprionidae. Gene Ontology annotation, molecular function: protein binding.
CCAAAAAUAUUACACAUGCAGCGAUUCAAGUUUCGUGUAAAAAUUUAAGUGGAAGCCAGAAUUAAGAUCGAUAAAUUGUUUGUUGAUAGAAUAAAGUGACCAUGCUUUACAUUCUUUCGAAUACCUUUUCCAGCCAAAAGUGAGCAUUAAUUAAGAUCUUGUUAAUUAUGACUACACAUGUCGUUUUCAGAUCAGCUUUCGAGUAAUUAUAGGAUCAAGAAUAUAUCUGUAUUUCCAAUGAAAAUCUCGUAAUAUCCAUUCUUUUUCAGAAAUCGGAUUGUUUUUAAGUCACUUUCCACAUAAAAUUCCGUAUUCGGAAUUUCCGUGCAGGUAUAUAUGAUAUUCGUUUUAUGGCGAGAGGUGUAUACUUCCGUUCGAGGAAUCGCAUGUAUACCGGGCAACGACAAUGAUAAAGUGCUGCCGUUUUCAAAUGAUUCGUAUGUACGGUACACUCUCUAGCACACUCCGACGUGAUGACUCCAUUCGCAAGCUAACCAUUGUGCAUGAAAUCGUGAGCUGAAUGUAUUAUUGAUGUUGUCUUGUACAUAUGGGUUUAUAAAUUUAUGAGCGAGAUGCGUCACUGUGCUCCAUAAAUUUCACGCAUCAAGGAUGUUGCUUAUCGCCGUGUUGCUCUUGGUAGCUUCGUUGUGCGUAGCACAGUCACCUCACAACACAUGCGAUGAUCCAAACUUCCACAGUCUGGAGACCGAUGAAUCUAAACGGCUUGCUUGCGGUCCAGCAUUCCAAAACAGGUGCUUCUGCCACAUGACGUGCUACGAGGGUCGGAAUCAGCACGUCGUUAACUGCACCGACGCCGGUUUCAAAAAUACUGAUCCCCUGGAACAUCUGCCAAAAAAUACCAGAGUGUUAAUAUUUACUGGAAACGAUUUGGGCGAGCUACCUUGGAACGUUUUUGGUACUUUGGACGCUUUACCCGAGCUACGAGUAAUCGACAUGUCACGUAAUAAGAUCAGGGAAAUUGCGGGCAAGACUUAUCACCACGUUAAGCAUGUGGAGCAGCUGUUCUUGGACCACAACGAGCUCUCUUUAGAUGAUGGGAAGAAUCAUCCGCGGAUAUUCUCGAACUUCGUGUCACUCCUCGAGCUGCAUUUAACUGAUGCUUUUGAAGACGGUGCUCCAGUACAAUUGGCGAAAACUCUUCACGAGAUAUUCGGCAACAGCAAUCUGUCGCUACUGAUGAAGUUACAUCUCGAGCAGAAUGAAAUAUCCGUUUUCCAUGACCCCAACGUCUUCUGCGAUUUGCCGAGCCUGAUGCACCUUUACUUAAGCAGCAACUCCUUAAGCAACCUUCAUUUCAAUCUCACCUGCUUGCCAAAACUUCAAUUUCUUGACCUAGAAAAGAACAACUUCACCCACGUUCUCGAAAGGGAUCUUCACACCCUGGACCACUUGGCAAAGGAGAAACGAUCGAUGACCGUUGAUUUCAGCACAAACCCAUUUCAAUGUGGCUGCAAGUUGAAUCCGUUCGUUCGAUGGAUGAACAAGACUAGAGUAAUCGUUAGAAACAGGAAUUACCUUCGGUGUAAUAAUAGUCCAAGUCUUCAGAAGUUUUAUGAAGAGAAGCAUUGCUAUUCAAACCUUGGAGCUUCAGGAUAUCGGGGAACUACCGUCGCAUUGUGGCUUCUCUCAGUGCUUCUCGUCGUUCUGAUCUUGGCUUUGAUUUAUGUGCAGAGGGUAGAGCUGAGGAAAAAACUUGAACCGGUAAUAGACUCCGUUAGUAAACGAGUCCGAUACACAUCGAUAGCAACCGGUGAAACACGCGAAAUGGGCGUCUGAGCCGAAAUAACAACAAGAGAAGAAGAACUGGAGGACGCAGAGAUCAUCGGUUAUAAUAAUUUAAUACGCCAUUCGGGUGCCGUCAUCCUUGGCCGCUGUAACUGAGAACAAUUGCGUUGAACAGUCAUCUUCGUUGUGCAUGCGAUUGUGAGAGAAAUUGAGAUGCAGACACAAUUCUACAUAACAUCGAUUACCAUGCAAGGGUAGUGCGAUAAAUAAAAACAAAUUUUGAAAUUUGAGUAAGUAAUACGGUGCAAAAAAAGAAAAAUUCGUAAAAACUUUCACGUUCUUGUCUGUUUGACUUCACCAGUUUUCUGAUUGACAGUUAAAAAAAUUGCUCUUGCUUGUGAGUAAUACAUGUAACUCAUGUAAGAAAAGAUGACUGAAAACGUAUUAGGCAUAAAUUUAUACUGACAAUCGACUUGCUUCUGAUGAAUGUCUGUUAUGAAUCCCAACAGAGUGAUUUGCUUUAAAAAGAUAUUUUGGCAACUUUUCUCGCAA